AUGGCUGCACAGCACCAACAGCAAGAUGUACCUAAUCGCCUAUUAAGAAAUAAUGGAACUGUGCCGGACAACCUAGAAAAUAAGGUGAGUUUCGUAACUUCUUAUUAAGCUCAGCUUAUCAAGACAAGCCUUUUUUUAGUUUUCUACUUGUUCUACAAUAAACGUAACCCUAAAUUUAUUUUCGAAAUCAGCUUAAAUCGGAUCAUUCAGUUGAUGACUGAUUCUCUCUUUCAUAUUCAGAUUAUUCAUCAUUACGGGAUUUCCGAGAGACGAAGAACAAUUGAACAAUGUACGGAGGAAAACAACUUUCCAAUAGGGUAUGUACACACUAAUGAUCAAGUUGUUUUCACUGUAUAUUGUUUUACAAUAGUAGCGAACUGAAAGUGUACCUGUUUUUAGAACAAUUCGAUCAAUGAUCAACUCACACACUCACUUCUCACACAUUAUUUUCCCUCUUUUUUACUUUUAAUUUUUUGUCUCGAGGCUGACAAAGGCUGAACCAGCCGAGUGCAACUAACAGGAUAAGCAAAAAUUCAAAAUCAAUCGACUUUAAUCUUAUUUGUUUUCAGAAGGGGAGAGUCCAGUCAAUGUUUCUACCAUCUCGAGACUUCUUCAAGUGGACAGGCGAGUAUCCUAUCCCAUAUUAAUUCUCUUUAUAACUAUUAAGGAGCUGCCAUAAGUUCUUUCUUCAUAGUCUGUUGAAAAUACAUGCAGCUCUCAGCAGGAACUGCGCAAAGGUUAAAGAAUGUUACAUAUUCGCAAUUUAAGAAUUUGCUGUCGACUUUUAUGGAACUUUAGAUCUAUAAUAUCAGGUUGAGAGCUCGGUGCUUUGUUGGUUCAGUUAACUCAUUCGCCCCUGAACCCGUGCCCAUAGCCCGAAAAAUUUCCACGAAAAACUUGUGUCACUACCCACCUACUUUUCCUUUCAUCUAAUCCUAAGAUCCUAAAAGCUUUCCCAAAACAAUUUCCCACCAUUAUGAAGGCUACUAAAUGCCCAACAACAAAAAAAAAAAGAUGGAGGUAAGAAAGGCGAAAAAAGAGGAGAGGAGAGAAAGCGAAAAGAAAAGGUCAAGUGGACAAUCUGCUGUAAACUGAACAGCGCUGUGGUAAUUUUAAGCUCUUUAUAGCCAGACAGUGACUAGAAGGCCGCUCGACUAGCCUCAAAACGAGUUAUUCGACAAAAUCCUCAGUGGUGAAUGGGGUUAAAUAUGAAAUGCACGUUAUCACAGCUGAUGGCCGGUCUGGUUGCAAAACAACUAAACGAACAAUUGCAAAAACAACAACAACAAAACUGACAACAACGUUGUGCGCCAAAACGUAUUCUAGUAAAUUUAGUUACUGACUGGCCAUCUUCUCUUUAAUUUCCCUUUUUUAAUAAUAGAAUUUUAGAGCAUAAGCCAAGGGAAGAUCCAGGAUUUUUUAAUCGGGGGUGGCUAAUACCAACUGUCUACCAAACUGUACGUUGAUUUGUUUGAGUAGCCCUUCGGUUGUCCAAAAACAUGGCGAUUUAGAAAGGAUAAAUUGGAGACCGUAACAAUGCACCCCCUUGGAUCUGCCCCUGUAACCAUUUUAGGUAAUCAUUUUUACCAGCAUCUCGCACCAAAUCACCCUGCGAGCAGAACCAAUAGAAAAGGACUUUCUUUGCUUCUACCAACAAUUCCAAUACUAGCUAAGGCCUAGUUUUCUCCAAUGCAGACAUAAUUAAUAACUGGUGUAGUUUUAUUCUUGCUUUAUUUCAGGUUCGAAGUGAGAACCUCAACAUCAAUAUUGAUACAAGGUCAAGAAAUGUGCUGA
This is a messenger RNA of Porites lobata, 1794 nucleotides long. The record is from the annotation of a GenBank genome assembly. NCBI's taxonomy places the organism in Eukaryota, Metazoa, Cnidaria, Anthozoa, Scleractinia, Poritidae.